Molecule: messenger RNA, 3396 nt
Organism: Sus scrofa (pig)
Lineage: Eukaryota; Metazoa; Chordata; Mammalia; Artiodactyla; Suidae
Source: RefSeq, a predicted model, not a curated record
AUGACCAGCUGUUCGGAGCGAUUCGGGCCUGGGUCCGAGGGCCCGCGGUGUCGACCGGCUCUCCCGUGCGACUCGCACCCGUGCCCAAGGGCCCGCGGGGUCGACAAGCAGUCUUUGGAGACUCCGGGCCAGGUCCGAGGCCCCACGGGUUCAACUAGCUGUCCAGAGCGACCAAGGCCCGGGUCCGAGGGCCCUCAAUGUCGACCUGCUGUCCAGGGUGCUCGGGCCGGGUCCGAGGGCCCGCAGGGUCGACAAGCCGUCCCGGGGUCGACAGUCGUGGGCGACUCUGGGCCAGGUCCGAAGUCCAACGGGUUCCACCAGCUGUCCCGGGUGACCAAGGACUGGAUCCGACGGCCCUCGGUGUCCACCUGCUGUCUAGGGCACUCGGGCCCGGGUCCAAGGGCCCGCGGGAUCGGCCAGCUCUCUCGGGCGAAUCGUGCCCGGGUCCGCGUGCCAGCGGGGUUGACCAGAUUUCACGGGCGAUUCGGGCCCGGGCCUGAGGGCCUGCGGGGUCGACCAGCUGUCCUGGGCGACGCCGGCCUGGCUCCGAAGGCCCGCGGGGUCGACCCGCUGUCCCGGGUAACUCGGGCCCAGGAGCGAGGGCCCGCGGUGUUCUCCAUCCCUCCCGGGCGAAUGGCGCUCGUGUCUGUGACCCGCGCCCAUGCCCGAAGCCCCGCGGUGUCAACCAGAUGUCCCGGGCGACUUCGGCCAGGCUCCAAGUGCCUGCGGGCUCGACCCGCGGUCCCAGACUCCGGCUCGGCUCCGAUGCCUGCGGGGUCCCAGCUGUCCGGGCCCCCUGUGCUUGAGUCCGAGGGCCCGCGGUGUCGACCAGUUUUACCGGGCCAAUCGGGCCCGGGUUUGAGGGGCCGCGGUGUUGACAAGCGGUCCUGUGUGACUCCGGGCCGGGUCCGAGGGCCCAUGAGUUUCACCAGCCUCCCGGGUGACUCGGGCCCGGGUCCGAGGGCCCUCCGUGAUGACCAGCUGUUCGGAGCGAUUCGGGCCUGGGUCCGAGGGCCCGCGGUGUCGACCGGCUCUCCCGUGCGACUCGCACCCGUGCCCAAGGGCCCGCGGGGUCGACAAGCAGUCUUUGGAGACUCCGGGCCAGGGUCGACAGUCGUGGGCGACUCUGGGCCAGGUCCGAAGUCCAACGGGUUCCACCAGCUGUCCCGGGUGACCAAGGACUGGAUCCGACGGCCCUCGGUGUCCACCUGCUGUCUAGGGCACUCGGGCCCGGGUCCAAGGGCCCGCGGGAUCGGCCAGCUCUCUCGGGCGAAUCGUGCCCGGGUCCGCGUGCCAGCGGGGUUGACCAGAUUUCACGGGCGAUUCGGGCCCGGGCCUGAGGGCCUGCGGGGUCGACCAGCUGUCCUGGGCGACGCCGGCCUGGCUCCGAAGGCCCGCGGGGUCGACCCGCUGUCCCGGGUAACUCGGGCCCAGGAGCGAGGGCCCGCGGUGUUCUCCAUCCCUCCCGGGCGAAUGGCGCUCGUGUCUGUGACCCGCGCCCAUGCCCGAAGCCCCGCGGUGUCAACCAGAUGUCCCGGGCGACUUCGGCCAGGCUCCAAGUGCCUGCGGGCUCGACCCGCGGUCCCAGACUCCGGCUCGGCUCCGAUGCCUGCGGGGUCCCAGCUGUCCGGGCCCCCUGUGCUUGAGUCCGAGGGCCCGCGGUGUCGACCAGUUUUACCGGGCCAAUCGGGCCCGGGUUUGAGGGGCCGCGGUGUUGACAAGCGGUCCUGUGUGACUCCGGGCCGGGUCCGAGGGCCCAUGAGUUUCACCAGCCUCCCGGGUGACUCGGGCCCGGGUCCGAGGGCCCUCCGUGAUGACCAGCUGUUCGGAGCGAUUCGGGCCUGGGUCCGAGGGCCCGCGGUGUCGACCGGCUCUCCCGUGCGACUCGCACCCGUGCCCAAGGGCCCGCGGGGUCGACAAGCAGUCUUUGGAGACUCCGGGCCAGGGUCGACAGUCGUGGGCGACUCUGGGCCAGGUCCGAAGUCCAACGGGUUCCACCAGCUGUCCCGGGUGACCAAGGACUGGAUCCGACGGCCCUCGGUGUCCACCUGCUGUCUAGGGCACUCGGGCCCGGGUCCAAGGGCCCGCGGGAUCGGCCAGCUCUCUCGGGCGAAUCGUGCCCGGGUCCGCGUGCCAGCGGGGUUGACCAGAUUUCACGGGCGAUUCGGGCCCGGGCCUGAGGGCCUGCGGGGUCGACCAGCUGUCCUGGGCGACGCCGGCCUGGCUCCGAAGGCCCGCGGGGUCGACCCGCUGUCCCGGGUAACUCGGGCCCAGGAGCGAGGGCCCGCGGUGUUCUCCAUCCCUCCCGGGCGAAUGGCGCUCGUGUCUGUGACCCGCGCCCAUGCCCGAAGCCCCGCGGUGUCAACCAGAUGUCCCGGGCGACUUCGGCCAGGCUCCAAGUGCCUGCGGGCUCGACCCGCGGUCCCAGACUCCGGCUCGGCUCCGAUGCCUGCGGGGUCCCAGCUGUCCGGGCCCCCUGUGCUUGAGUCCGAGGGCCCGCGGUGUCGACCAGUUUUACCGGGCCAAUCGGGCCCGGGUUUGAGGGGCCGCGGUGUUGACAAGCGGUCCUGUGUGACUCCGGGCCGGGUCCGAGGGCCCAUGAGUUUCACCAGCCUCCCGGGUGACUCGGGCCCGGGUCCGAGGGCCCUCCGUGAUGACCAGCUGUUCGGAGCGAUUCGGGCCUGGGUCCGAGGGCCCGCGGUGUCGACCGGCUCUCCCGUGCGACUCGCACCCGUGCCCAAGGGCCCGCGGGGUCGACAAGCAGUCUUUGGAGACUCCGGGCCAGGGUCGACAGUCGUGGGCGACUCUGGGCCAGGUCCGAAGUCCAACGGGUUCCACCAGCUGUCCCGGGUGACCAAGGACUGGAUCCGACGGCCCUCGGUGUCCACCUGCUGUCUAGGGCACUCGGGCCCGGGUCCAAGGGCCCGCGGGAUCGGCCAGCUCUCUCGGGCGAAUCGUGCCCGGGUCCGCGUGCCAGCGGGGUUGACCAGAUUUCACGGGCGAUUCGGGCCCGGGCCUGAGGGCCUGCGGGGUCGACCAGCUGUCCUGGGCGACGCCGGCCUGGCUCCGAAGGCCCGCGGGGUCGACCCGCUGUCCCGGGUAACUCGGGCCCAGGAGCGAGGGCCCGCGGUGUUCUCCAUCCCUCCCGGGCGAAUGGCGCUCGUGUCUGUGACCCGCGCCCAUGCCCGAAGCCCCGCGGUGUCAACCAGAUGUCCCGGGCGACUUCGGCCAGGCUCCAAGUGCCUGCGGGCUCGACCCGCGGUCCCAGGUGCCUCGGGCCCGACUCCGGCUCGGCUCCGAUGCCUGCGGGGUCCCAGCUGUCCGGGCCCCCUGUGCUUGAGUCCGAGGGCCCGCGGUGUCGACCAGUUUUACCGGGCCAAUCGGGCCCGGGUUUGA